AUGCUCACGUCGUGGGCUCGGUCUGAACAGAAGAAAUCCGUAUCUAUUCCAGCUUAUAAACCACCUUUGCCAUUCCCGUCUAGAGCUAAUCUCAGUCCACUGGAGAGAGAACAUCUGGAGUUUGUCAAGCAAUUGAAGGGUAUUCAUAUUAAUACUCCUUUUAUUGAUUCACUUGCAAAAGUUCUAGAAUAUGCUAAGUUCCUACAAGACUUGUUAGACACUCGUCAGCAAUUAAAGGAGAAUUCUAAGGUAAUUCUAAGUGAACAAAGUUUAAGGGCUGUGUUGGGAGAGAUACCUAAGAAGAUGGGAGAUCCUGGACGCCUCACUAUUCCAUGUGAGUUUGGUAAUAAGUUGAAGACAUAUGCUUUAGCCGAUUCUGGGGCUAGCAUUAAUUUGAUGCCUUUCUCGUUUUAUCAAAAGUUAAAUAUUCAGAAAAUGAAGGGUACUAAAAUGACAAUUCACAUGGAAAAUCGUUCAGUGACCCACCCAAGAGGGAUAGUAGAAGACAUCCUAGUUAAAAUUGGGAAAUUCGUUUUCCUAGUUGAUUUUGUGGUGUUGGAUAUGAAAGAAGUUCCCAAUGCUCCAAUUAUUCUUGGAGCCCUGGUUGAUAUACGCGAGUCCAAGCUCACCUUGAGAGUUGGGGAUGAGAAGUAA
This is a messenger RNA of Lactuca sativa (garden lettuce), 654 nucleotides long. RefSeq lists its product as uncharacterized. The record is from RefSeq and is a predicted model, not a curated record. Lineage: Eukaryota; Viridiplantae; Streptophyta; Magnoliopsida; Asterales; Asteraceae.